CUGUUGUGUUGCAGAAUUCGAUGUUGUCGUAAGCCCGAAACGGACGAAGGGAUUCAAAUGGACGGUGAAUAUCGAGCAUGCAACCCUCGAAGCUCUCAAAGAUUCCAUACGUGCAGUAUACCAAACACCGGCUCUUGAAAAUGAUGGAGCGGUGUUCAACGUUACUCCCUCAAAAGCAUUCAACAACUGGACUUUCCCGAAAGUUUGCCAACUCUACAAUCUUAGCGAAGAUCCGAAUCCAGAUGUAUCUGUAUUUCCAACCUUUUCUUGCGGUUGCUCUGAUACGAAAAACGUAAAUUUCCAAGUCGCCCUCGAUAAAUUAAUGGUAGAGCUACAAACCCGUCUUGCCACGACGCCCAUCAACCUCUCGUACGAAGCAACAAAAACGAUAUAUACCUAUUCGUACCUGGCAUCUGCCGUGUCGCUCUUUGAAACACUGAUAAGGAUCCGACCUGAAAAGCUCAUCGAAGGAAAAAAUGGGCAAGGUAAAACUGAUUAUGCGAUGGAAUCAUGUGCGACGGGACGGAUUAUUGGCGUUGUAGAAGUCAAAAGGGAAGAUUUUUUGCAAGGCAUUGCGCAGGCAAGCGUACAAAUGGAAUCAUCAUUGACACGGAAGGGUAAUCACACCGAAAUACAAUUUCUUCAAAAGACGUUAUGCGCAACAAGGUCCUGUAAACUCGACAAAUCAACUCGCCAUUUUGCAGACCCUUUAUGGGCGAGUCAAAUCCUAAAUAUUGCGACGCUCCUGAACAUUCAUUUUAUCUGGGUUGGGUAUAUGUUAGCAGGCGGGGUAAAUAUAGAUUUGUUUUAUGGACAGUGGAUGAAUCAUUUAGCCGUAAUGUAUCAGUUUUCUCAAUUGUGA
This is a messenger RNA of Ambispora leptoticha, 862 nucleotides long. NCBI's taxonomy places the organism in Eukaryota, Fungi, Glomeromycota, Glomeromycetes, Archaeosporales, Ambisporaceae. The record is from the annotation of a GenBank genome assembly.